This is a messenger RNA of Polistes canadensis, 1487 nucleotides long. RefSeq lists its product as uncharacterized. NCBI's taxonomy places the organism in Eukaryota, Metazoa, Arthropoda, Insecta, Hymenoptera, Vespidae. Bases 414 to 1274 code for a protein of 286 amino acids. The transcript is spliced from 4 exons. Gene Ontology annotation, molecular function: tRNA binding. The record is from RefSeq and is a predicted model, not a curated record. Gene Ontology annotation, cellular component: cytosol; elongator holoenzyme complex; nucleus. Gene Ontology annotation, biological process: tRNA wobble uridine modification.
AGUAUGUGUAAUAGGAAGUGUGGUUGUAGUUUUUUUGAAACGUAAAUUAGUAUGAAAGACGUCAUAGUUUGUAACAGACUACCUACAUCACAGUACACAGUCCAUAUUGUGAGUUCAACGUGGAGACUAUCAGCCACGUGAUUAUAAUGUGACCCGAUAUGCAGUACGAUUAAGAACCAGUUACAACGCAAUAAUCUUAUUUACUUAUAAAGUACAAGUUGAUAUCCCGUAUUUUUGUUUUAUUCAAUUCCAAAAGGUUAGGGUUUAAGAAAACAAUCUUGUUUCAAUAUGAAGUAAACAAAAACAAAGCUUAAAAAAAAUUCAGUUUAUAUCGAUGUGCAGUCGAUAAAACAGACGUCAACGUAUUAAACGACAUUAACCUAUUUCUCUAUCUUUGAUAUAAAAAAAUAAAAAUGAUCAAAAUAAAAACUUUGCCAUUGCUUGAUAGAACAAGCACAACUAUUGUGGAAGAAGAUGUCAAUGUACCUUAUGGUAAAGUUCUUAUCGCAGGAUGGUUGCAAAUGUGGACAGAAGUAGAACCUAGUAAUAUUAUAGAAUUACUAACUUUUGUAAAUCCAAAGUCUUGGUAUUUAAAUGGACCAAAACCAUAUACAUUAAAUAAUGUUAAAAUAUCUGAUUAUUACACAGUUGAAGUAAAUAAGUCUGAAGAAAAUAUUGUUAAUAUUUUAGACGAAAUACUUGACAGAGUAACACAAAAGUCUAUAAUAUUUCUUGAUAAUUUGGAUUCUUUGAUACUAUACGCAGGUCUUGCAAAUUCAUUACGAUUUGUAGAGAUGCUAAAUAAAAAAAUAGAACGAUUAAUUUGUCUCUUUAGAAGAGAUUGUAUACCAAAUAAGAUAUUAUCUAUUGAAACUCUUGGAAAUAUAUAUGUUAGAUUGCAUAAAUACCAUGGUAUGCAUUCAAAUAAUGAAUUUACUUAUAUUGCAAAUUAUACAUAUCGCAAACCAGGAGGCACAAUAUUGCUUGGGUCAGAAUUUGUAAGACAAGACAUCAAAACAUAUGAGAUACAAUCAGAAAAUUUUAAAACACAAUUUAACUCUGAAAAAAAUUCAAUGCCUACAAAUGGUGCUUCAAAAAUUGUAUCUUCGUUUCGAUUAGAAAUAAAUGAACAUGAAAUGAAACAAAAAGAAAACACACCAUUACCUUAUAUACCUGCAGCACAAAUGGUAAAGAAUGAGUGUAAGAUUUUAUAUGUACCAGAUGACGUAGAUGAUUUGGAUGAGGAAGAUCCAGAUGAUGAUUUAUGCAUAUAAUUUGUAUAUUAUGAUUAGGUAUAUAAUAUACAUCUAUUCAAACAUAUGUUAACCAUUGCAUAUUUAUUACACUUUUCUGUACAUUCAUUUAGAUAUGAUAUAAGUGUUGCCUCAUUAUUAAAUAUGCCAAGCUUAAUAUAAAAAAUUAGAUCGAAUACAAUAUAAUCGAGCUUUUCCAAAUUUCGAUGUUAAAAUUGAUAAAAAUUAAAUUUU